Molecule: messenger RNA, 303 nt
Organism: Kazachstania africana CBS 2517
Lineage: Eukaryota; Fungi; Ascomycota; Saccharomycetes; Saccharomycetales; Saccharomycetaceae
Gene: MVB12
Product: ubiquitin-binding ESCRT-I subunit protein MVB12
Exons: 1
Coding region: 1-303 (100 amino acids)
Biological process (GO): endosome transport via multivesicular body sorting pathway
Cellular component (GO): ESCRT I complex
Molecular function (GO): ubiquitin binding
Source: RefSeq, a predicted model, not a curated record
AUGAGUAAUAUUAACUAUCAAGAACUCUUGAGGAAGAUUCCUUUGUAUAAUAAAUAUGGCGACGACUAUCCAGAUAAGAUGCUUCCCAAAUUGGACGUUCCUGAAAUAAAGAUCCAGCCACUACCACCAAUAAACAAAACGAUAGAGGCAUGGAUAACAGAACUCGAUAAAGCUGUUGACUAUUGGUCAAAAUAUAGUGAUAAUAACAUUAAAGAAUUUAAUGAUUGGUAUAAUAAAAAGUAUCUAAGUAAUAAACCACCUGGUUUGGUAAAUAGCAGUGUAUUAUCACCGGUACAUAAGUAA